UUGUCAUUUAUAUGUACACACAAUAUUCAUACACACAUGCGUAUGAAGGUAAUGAAAUAUUGUGUAUGUUUAAUGAAUGUUUAGUAGGCAGUAGGAUCCAACUAACGAUUUGUUACUACUAAAUUCAUAAGAUACUCUAAUUACGAACGUUCUAGUUAAUUAUUACGUUACGUCAGAUACAAACUAUUAACUUCGUAAAAUGGCACAAGAGGUGGAGGAAACUAUGAAACGUAUUCAAUCGCAUAAAGGAGUCGUGGGAACGAUUGUCGUCAAUGCAGAAGGUAUACCAAUCAAGUCUACAUUGGAUAAUACUACAACAGUUCAAUACGCAGGUUUAAUAAGCCAACUAUCAGACAAAGCACGAUCCGUAGUAAGGGAUCUAGAUCCAACUAAUGACCUGACAUUCCUGCGUAUUCGUAGUAAGAAACAUGAAAUUAUGGUUGCACCGGAUAAAGAAUUUAUACUUAUAGUCAUACAAAAUCCAGUAGAUUGACAUCUAAGAAAAGAGCUAUCAAAUACCAAAAUAUAUGUUUCGCUACGCGUUGAUAAAUUAUUUUAUACAGCACAUUCCAUUUUAAUUUGAACUAUUUGCAUUGCUAUCUAAGCAAAAACAAUACCUUAUUUUUACUUUUGAAAUGGCCUUAAAGAAUGUGCUCUAUGCGUGUUAUUGACUAAUCAAAUUCAUCUAUCUACCGUACAUUAAUUGAAGAAAGAGGUUCUUAUCAAAUAAUUACAUUUAUAGUAGCUUCAAAUUUUUAUUUAAUACAGACAGUACAUUAUACAAAGUUUAUCUAUUAUAUAAUUAACACUUUUUCUGUACAAUAUGGUAACAAGGAAUAAACUAAAUCUUUUGUACAUGUUUUUCCAACAAAAUUAAAUUAUAGUACUGAAUUGUUCAGUAUUAAGCUACGAUGAUGUAUUUACAGGAUUUGAACGUUUUAUAGAUGGAUGAAAGACGCAAUAAUAAACAAUCAUGGCUGUUAUACCUACCAAAAAUGGUAUAAUGCAAAAAAUAAUAAGUACAUUGAAAUACCAGGCCUGUUUAACUUCACUUGACGAUAUGUAUAUCCAAAGAACAGUUGCUGUUGUAUUUUCAAAGAAACAUAUCAUAUAAAAGAACACGUGUUUGAAAAAUGUGCUGCCAUCUACAGCAUGCAAAUAUAUGAACACGUGAACAACGCCAAUUAUAAGGGAUAAUAGUACAGAGUAUAUGCGUUCUUUCAGUUUUGGAGGACAAUGUGGCGCACGAUUAUGGUUUCUACAAAAUUCUAAUAUGCCAUGUGAAUCUAUGAUGAUCCAGCAGCUCAUACCUAUCCAAUGUAAAAUGCAAGCAAUCGCUGUAUGUAUUGGCCAAAUGCUCGCGGCAACGGUUAGCGAUAAUAUCCUUGAAACUGAAAUAUUUCAUUAUAAAUAAUGAUUUCUAAAGCUUUUUCAUACGACAGUUCUUUAAAUACCUGUUGUGCAAAAGUGCCAUAGAAACUGCAAAACAGUUCCUGUGAUUCCGAUAUUAAACUUGUCUUGUUGAACCAAUCUAAUACUACGAUGAUAACUAGCCAUGGCCCAGCCCAUGCUUGCAAGUGAACUGAGGAUAGUAGCCACUUGGUGAAUAACUAUAAUGAAUACAAAGACAAAUUUUAAUUUUAUAUGUAGAUCUUCCCAAAAAGAUAUCUAUCUUUUAUAUGUAAAUUUUGCCAAAACAUAUACAUUCAAAAUUAAUCUUCUUAUGGUAAUCCUUCAAUAAUAUAGUUAAUUGCAAAACUUGUUGAGGUGCUGCUUCUAAAAAGCAUUCGAAUACUCUCAGUAGAGCAACAUCUUGAUCUUCUUUGAGCAUUUUUAUGUAGUAUCUCCUUUGAGCAUUUCUGUUUCCUUGUUUUUGAAAUCUAUAAGCCUUCAGAGUAUAUAUCAAUAUUCUGUAGUAACGAAGUACCGGUGCUAAUUGAAAUGCAACAACUACAAUACAAUAUAACUUUCUUGUUAACAUGGAAUGUAUGCACUUGGAUUCGGUAUGAUUUUGGACACAAUUUUUCUAGGAAAAAAUAAUAAUUAUUUCAACGCUAUUAAAACAGAAAUUUAGUGGAUUACAUUGUAUAAUCUUCUACCUGGUCAUCUUGGCAUUGCAUUCUUCUACUGAUUAUUACAUUUAUAAGCGAUGGUACAAAGAUAAAUGUAGUUGUCCAUAUAAAAUAUGUUGUUUUCCCACCUAAUAAAUAUCUUACAACAAGA
Molecule: messenger RNA, 2223 nt
Organism: Megalopta genalis
Lineage: Eukaryota; Metazoa; Arthropoda; Insecta; Hymenoptera; Halictidae
Gene: robl
Product: dynein light chain roadblock
Biological process (GO): microtubule-based movement
Cellular component (GO): cytoplasmic dynein complex
Source: RefSeq, a predicted model, not a curated record